Striga asiatica is the source of this 2988-nucleotide messenger RNA. The record is from the annotation of a GenBank genome assembly. Lineage: Eukaryota; Viridiplantae; Streptophyta; Magnoliopsida; Lamiales; Orobanchaceae.
AUGUUGGAUCGGAUCCUCGGCCCGCUCAGGGCCCGACGGGCUCAGCACCUCCUACAGAGGGGCAAGCUAACCCUGCUCUGCCUCUUCCUUACAAUCCUCAUGCUGCGAGGAAACCUAGGCGCCGGAAAAUUCGGUACGCCGGAGAAGGACCUCGACGAAAUCCGUGAAACCUUUUCCUACAUCCGCCGGCGGGCCGAGCCCCGCCGCGUGCUGGAGGAGGUGUCGACGGUCUCCACGGCAGCUCGGGAGGAGCCGAAGCCGAGCGUGGCCAAUAACUACGCCGAUUUCGACAUUACCAAAGUUUUCAAGGACGAGGACGAUGGGGUCGAGGAGUUCAAGCGCGAUCCGUCCCAGCCGUACACACUCGGACCGAAAAUCACGGAUUGGGAUCAGCAGAGAUCUGAAUGGCUAAAAAAGAACCCGAAUUUCCCUAAUUUCCUGACGGAGACCAAACCUAGGGUUUUGCUGGUGACUGGUUCAUCACCCAAGCCGUGUGAGAACUCCGUAGGCGAUCAUUACUUGCUGAAAUCCAUCAAAAACAAAAUCGAUUACUGCAGGCUUCACGGGAUUGAGAUUUUCUACAACAUGGCCCUGCUAGAUGCCGAGAUGUCCGGUUUUUGGGCCAAGUUGCCGUUGAUCCGGAAGCUUCUGCUCUCCCACCCAGAGGUUGAGUUCUUGUGGUGGAUGGAUAGUGAUGCCAUGUUCACGGACAUGGCCUUCGAGAUACCUUGGGAUAGGUACAAGGAUCACAAUCUAGUAAUGCACGGCUGGAAGGAAUUGGUUUAUGAUGAAAAGAAUUGGAUUGGGCUGAACACAGGCAGUUUCUUGCUUAGAAACUGCCAGUGGUCUUUGGACAUUCUUGACACGUUAGCCCCAAUGGGCCCCAAGGGGAAGAUUCGUGACGAAGCUGGACAGCUCCUUACACGGGAGCUCAAAGGCCGGCCUGUUUUCGAGGCAGAUGACCAAUCUGCCAUGGUUUACAUACUCAUGAGUCAGAGAGAUAGAUGGGAGAAUAAGGUUUAUCUUGAGAAUAAAUAUUAUUUGCAUGGUUAUUGGGGAAUCUUGGUUGAUAAGUAUGAGGAGAUGAUCGAGAAUUAUCAUCCGGGCUUUGGUGACCACAGAUGGCCACUAGUGACUCACUUUGUUGGCUGCAAGCCAUGUCAGAAAUUCGGGGAUUAUUCGGUCGAGAGGUGCUUGAAGCAGAUGGAUCGCGCGUUUAAUUUCGGGGAUGAUCAGAUUUUGCAGAUGUACGGUUUUAGUCAUAAGUCGCUUUCUAAUAGGGGAGUCAAGAGGAUUAGAAAUGAGACGAGUAAUCCUCUUGAGGUGAGGGAUGAACUCGGUUUGCUUCAUCCCGCGUUUAAGGCAGUGAAGGAGUGGGUUUUGUACUUUUGUACAUGCCACCCAUACCCUCAUCUCGAGGUUGAGGGACAAUUGGUAUUAGAAGUCAGAACGAUUCACGAUAUUGUUGCGAAGACAAGAUGCUGCAACAGGCGUGUCACCGACAUCUACAACCUGAGCCACCGGAUCGAGUGGACAAGUAAAUGUACCGUGACGCCGACAACCAGGGCGUGCGCGGGGGAAUUCACGGAGGACGUGGUGGCCGUGGUCCAGGCGGGGCGCCCCGCCGGAGAUCUCCACAACCACCGUCCGGCGACAAACACGGCGAGGAGACAGUCUCGGAGGUCUUCGUGGACGACAACGAUCAACACGACGACAGAGGCAAGCGCGAGGAGGCUGCUUUCGUCGGCGGAUAUCGUGCCCGAUGCGAUUUGGGACUUGAACGUGAUGGCGCCGACUUCAAGGGAACAAGAUGACGGGCUAUUGUACGACGGGCUAUUGUACGACGGUCCAUCGACCAUUGAUGAGGAGCCUCCGGGGCUGGAGGAUGAAGUUGGAACUGCUGCUAUCAAAAUCGUUGAACUCAAUGCGAUUUUUGGUAGACGUGUUGUGCAGUAUAGAGAAUUCCAAUGGCACGAGUCUGACAUUUUUUUGUCAUCUUUUAAUCCAUGUUUCAUAACCCUUGAAGGUGGUGUUGCAUCUGGAUUUAAUAAACCUGAAGAAGACACGCGGUUAUAUAUGUUGAAGCAGCUUCAUGAAGGGAAGUGUGAGUUUGUCAUUGUUGACGAUGGCGCACUUUCCAAAUUGAUUCUCGAAAACAAAAAAUUGUUGGAUUGUGGUUCCGAAGUAUUUGUUUGGGUUGGCCGAUCACAGUGCCAUUUAACAUUCGUGUUCGACCGGGAAAACGAGGGGGAUUUCCUACCAUGGGUUCGACACCACACGUCGGCCACGGGUGCGCAUCGGCUUCGAGGGAAAAGCCUUCCGAACCGGGAGAGAAUUACCCGUAGUGCGAUAUUGUCCGCUUUGGGUACUCUCAACCUUCCCCGCACGGUUUUGCCUUUGGGAACUCGCUCACCCAAAACGCGUCACACUAGUAAAGGUAUCCACAGCCACUUAUAUGGCAUGCUUCGUUCUCCUUCACAACCGAUGUGGGAUAUCUGCAUCCACCCCCUUCACAGGGGCCCAGCAUCCUCGCUGGCACAUGGUUCGGGUGCUGGCUCUGAUACCAAUGUAACAGCCCAGCGAUCUAGACCCGUAGUGCGAUAUUGUCCGCUUUGGGUAUUCUCAACCUUCCCCGCACGGUUUUGCCUUUGGGAACUCGCUCANUUAUUAUACACGAGUUUGUUUGUAUCGCAACCUCCGUCCAUCGACGGCUCGUUUUCCACCGAAAAAGCGAGCGUGCGACGCACACGCUCGAAACUUGAGGUUGGUGUCGAAAACGAAAAUGGCUUGGAGACAAACGGAGGUGAUGGGUUGGAAGCUGAUGUGAAGAAACUUCAAUCAGAUUUGAAAGAGGUUGGAGCUUGUAUUGAAAAUGUUAUGGAAGAAAGGGCCAAUCUUGAAUUGUGUUUGAAGAGGAAAAGUGCUCGUGAGCGUUGGCUGUGGAUUGUGAUUCUGAUCUCUUGGGUGAUCAUAUAUUUCAUGUUGUAG